ACCAUGAACCGGAGUUUCCACAAGUCUCAGACCCUGCGCUUCUACGACUGCAGCGCGGUGGAAGUCAAGAGCAAGUUUGGGGCUGAGUUCCGGAGGUUCUCCUUAGACCGUCACAAGCCUGGGACGUUCGAGGACUUCUACCAGCUGGUCGUGCACACCCACCACAUCGCCAACACCGAAGUGACCAUCGGCUACGCAGAUGUGCACGGCGACCUGCUGCCCAUCAACAACGAUGACAACUUCUGCAAGGCGGUGUCCAGCGCGAGCCCCCUGCUCCGGGUCUUCAUCCAGAAACGAGAGGAGGCGGAGCACGGCCUGGCCACCGGCUCGCUGUCGCGGCGCAGGAAGGCGCUGGCGCUGCGCGAGGAGGGGCCCAGGCGCCGCGCGCACCUGCACAUCGGGCUCCCGCACGACUUCCGCCCCGUGUCCUCCAUCAUCGACGUGGACAUCCUGCCCGAGACGCACCGGCGCGUGAGGCUGUACCGGCACGGCUGCCAGAAGCCGCUGGGCUUCUACAUCCGCGACGGCACGAGCGUGCGGGUGGCGCCCCAGGGCCUGGAGAAGGUGCCGGGCAUCUUCAUCUCGCGCAUGGUGCCCGGCGGCCUGGCCGAGAGCACCGGGCUGCUGGCCGUGGACGACGAGGUGCUGGAGGUGAACGGCAUCGAGGUGGCGGGGAAGACGCUGGACCAGGUCACGGACAUGAUGAUCGCCAACAGCCACAAUCUCAUCGUCACGGUCAAGCCGGCCAACCAGCGGAACAACGUGCUGCGUGGCGGCCGCGCGUCCGGCAGCUCCGGCCGCUCCUCGGACAGCACGGCCAGCCGCCACAGCCUGCAGGCCCACGCCCCGCACAGCCUGCACCCCGACGACAUGGAGAGCGACGAGGAGCCCGACGUCGUGCUCGAGGGUGUCCUGGAGUCCCGGCUGGUCCCGCGGCCAACGCCUGGCAGCCUCGCCCGGGUCAAUGGCGCGGGCCUGGCGUCCGGACUGCAUGGCCCGGGGCGCGAGGGCAGCGUCCUCAGGCUGCUCAGCUCGCUGCGGUCCGACCCCCGCCACAGCCUGGCGCUGCCUCCCGGCGGGGUGGAGGAGCACGGCCCGGCCGUCACCCUGUAGCGCGGGCACCGCCCCGUAGCGCCCCCUCCUGCCCGAGCGCCCUGGUCACAGUCCGGCCGCCAGGACCGGCCCCUCCACUUUCAAGUCUGUGCUCUCGUUUUAAAAUAAGACAGUAAUUGUGUAUGUCACCCCUCCUUCUGUGUUUUUAUUUAUCCCUUCCUUUUCUUCCACAGACCUACUCUGUUUCAACUUGUGGACGAAAAAUAAAAAUCCUGUCUGUUUUUGUAAAUUUCUCCACCAACGGAAAGUGCACACACUAGUGCACCAGGCUGGAAGCCGGUCCAGGGCCUUUGUCAAGUGUUUUCUGACCAAGGGUAGAAAAUACUUCAUUUUUAAAUUUUAAAAAUACUUUAUUUUUUUAAAACGAAGCUUUAAAUUUAUUUUUUAAAGGGACAAAUUCAUGUUUUUAACUUAAGCCAUUCAAACACACCUACUUGUUGGCACCGUGUCCUCCGUGCAUCGCGCGUGUGGUUCUGGUGGGCUGGGCACUGAAGGUGUAUGUAAGAAGGUGGACACUGGUUUUUGAGAACAGAUGCACACACGCCUAUGAUAGGUAUGACUGCAGAAGACACAUUUCAAAUGGUCAUUGUUUAUAGUCCCAUUUCAAAUAGCCAAACGGGUGCUGAACUCCCAGACAUCACUGGGAAGAGUUCUCCGAAGGUGGGUUGUCUGGACAUGGGAUUGCCCCCAGGCUGGCCGGGAAGCAGCCAGCUCUGCUCAGUGAUACCAUUUGUGAUCGAAAGACAGUAUUUACUCAGAGAUUUAAAAAACAAAACAAA
Messenger RNA from Molossus molossus (Pallas's mastiff bat), 1892 nucleotides. It is a transcript of the gene PARD6G, whose product is annotated as par-6 family cell polarity regulator gamma. Gene Ontology annotation, molecular function: protein kinase C binding. Gene Ontology annotation, cellular component: nucleus; cell cortex; apical plasma membrane. Gene Ontology annotation, biological process: regulation of cellular localization; establishment or maintenance of cell polarity; centrosome cycle. Lineage: Eukaryota; Metazoa; Chordata; Mammalia; Chiroptera; Molossidae. The record is from RefSeq and is a predicted model, not a curated record. The transcript has 3 exons. Bases 4 to 1113 code for a protein of 369 amino acids.